Varanus komodoensis (Komodo dragon) is the source of this 1032-nucleotide messenger RNA. It is a transcript of the gene TOMM22, whose product is annotated as translocase of outer mitochondrial membrane 22. Gene Ontology annotation, cellular component: mitochondrial outer membrane. The transcript is spliced from 4 exons. The record is from RefSeq and is a predicted model, not a curated record. Gene Ontology annotation, biological process: intracellular protein transport. The coding region runs from base 57 to 473 and encodes 138 amino acids. Lineage: Eukaryota; Metazoa; Chordata; Lepidosauria; Squamata; Varanidae.
GAUCCGCUGCCGGCCUCUCUAUUUGGCCCCUCGCUGCCGUUACUCACAUUGCAGCCAUGGCCUCCGGGACACCCUUGUCUCCUGAGGAUCUUCUGCUGUCCAAGAGUGGUACGGGGAAGGCCGAGGAACUGGAAGGGGAGAUAGAGGACGACGACGAGGAGCUAGAUGAGACACUGGCAGAGCGGCUUUGGGGUUUGACAGAGAUGUUCCCAGAGAGUGUUCGUUCUGCAGCUGGAGCUACUUUUGAUGUGUCCCUUUCUGUAGCCCAGAAAAUGUACAGGUUCUCCAGGGCAGCUUUGUGGAUUGGGACCACUUCCUUCAUGAUCCUAGUUCUUCCUGUUGUUUUUGAAACAGAGAAACUCCAGAUGGAGCAGCAGCAGCAGAUGCAGCAACGGCAGAUUUUAUUAGGACCCAACACAGGAUUGUCUGGAGGAAUGCCAGGUGCUUUGCCUUCUCUUCCUGGGAAGAUGUAAUGAAGCUACAUUGAGCCGUAUCAUGGCAGGAAAUGUUGAAAUCAUUUGUCUGAGCUGUUUGAUUAGGCUGGGCAUUUUUUCUUUAAAUCUUGGAACAUUUACCUGUUCACAAUGGAAGCAGAACCCCACUCUGGAUCUCCUGAAAUAGCCUCACUUCCCAUUUUUAGGCAGUCAUGACUUUUCCAUCUACCUCCUCAGUCGAUGUUAUAAGCAAUUACAAAUAUUUUAGAAGUUUUGUUUGGUAUCCUUACUUCCAGUGAACCACCUCAGGACACAUCAGAUUCUGGUUAACUUCAGCCAGUUAUAUUGUCUAUGUAAAUAGUCCUGUGUUACUCCUGUUAUAUACGACCCAUUUCAAAGCAAGCAGGUGGUAUAAUAGAUGGAGACCCUAUCAUACACUAAAUUCUAUGUAAUGAAGUACCUAAAAUUGCAUAUCCUACAAUGUAUUGUUUGAAAAGAAAGGAAAGCAGGAAGUCAUUUUGGCUAACUCGCCAUGCUGAAUCUAUUGUUGUUGAAGUCAGUCACAAAAUUUUUGUAUUAAAUAGUUUCAGUGAACUCA